AUGCUACCAGUUGUUGUUGCUGUUGAAGAUCUUCGACAGGUUGUAAACGCAAAUUCCAGGACAACGUGCCAAGAACUUGCAGAAAUGUUCAGAGUGAGUCCUAAAACUAUUCGUUUGCGUCUUCAUCAGCUAGGAAAGACGUGGAAGCUCCCGGUAAAAACUGGUUCUGGACAUUCUUCGGUUAGAUUCAAAAUCCUUCGUAUUGAAGCUCGUAAUUCUCGUGAAAUUCUUGGGUUUGCAGCGCUUCCUCCUAAACCCGGCCUGACUAGCUCUUCUGCAGGAGAAUCAAACAUCUCGUGCAUCGGCUGAUAGACAUAAAAAGAGAGUAUCAUGUCAUAUUUUCGUAAGGACGAGAGCAUACUGUGAACACGGAAAACCUGGUUUCUCCACCUGUAAACCGAAUUCGAGCCUCAUCAAGAAAAUUUUGCAGGACAUUUGAGGAAAAAAACAUACUCAGCUGUGGAAGUCGAAUGAAAAGAUUAAUUUGGGGAGGCGUUGUCAGCAAUUAGAUAAAUUUGAGUCAGCACUCCAUGACUCCAUGAAAAAAGGGCGACAACAUUUAGGAGAAAUGCUUACCCACUAAAAAGACGCAGAGCUAGACUGAAAAAUUCUAUCACAUCCCCUAUACUUUCCAGACUCAUGUCGAUACAAGAUUUUAUGUAGGGUUGAAUUCAAAGACGAAGACGAUAUUAAACAAGUGCAGA
This is a messenger RNA of Acanthoscelides obtectus, 704 nucleotides long. NCBI's taxonomy places the organism in Eukaryota, Metazoa, Arthropoda, Insecta, Coleoptera, Chrysomelidae. The record is from the annotation of a GenBank genome assembly.